AUGCUCGGAGCAGGAGGAGCGCCCACCUCCCUCAGACUGCUGCUGCUGAUUCCACUGCUGUGCCCGUGCCACCUGUGCCACUCACUGCGGAUUCCAAAGCUCUCCUUGUAUGCGAAAGCAGAGGACAAGCUCUUCAAGUAUCUCUUCGAAAACUAUCAGAAAUGGGUUCGCCCUGUGGCGCACCUAAACCAGACCAUCCGUGUGAGGUUUGGCCUGGCCAUCUCCCAACUUGUUGAUGUGGAUGAGAAAAAUCAAUUGAUGACAACCAAUGUUUGGAUGAAACAGGAGUGGACUGACAUGAAACUCAGAUGGAGUCCUGAAGACUUUCUGGGCAUCACAACAAUCCGUGUUCCAUCUGACAGAAUCUGGCUCCCCGAUGUUGUACUGUAUGAUAAUUCAGAUGGACGUUUUGAAGGGACCAUCACCAAGGCUGUUGUUAAGUACGAUGGCACCAUAACAUGGACUCCACCAGCCAACUACAAGUCAGCCUGCACCAUUGAUGUCACCUUCUUCCCCUUUGACCUCCAGAACUGUUCAAUGAAGUUCGGAUCCUGGACCUACGAUGGCUCCCAGGUGGACAUCAUCCUGGAGGACUUCCAUGUGGACAAGCAGGACUAUUUUGACAAUGGUGAAUGGGAGAUAGUGAAGGCCACAGGCAGCCGUGGUCUGAGAACUGAUAGCAGCACUUUCUAUCCCACCAUCACCUACUUCUUUAUUAUUCGCAGGCUGCCUCUUUUCUACACCCUCUUCCUCAUCAUCCCUUGCAUCGGCUUGUCCUUCCUCACCAUUCUUGUCUUCUAUCUACCCUCAAACGGUGGUGAGAAAAUCUCUCUCUGCACCUCAGUGCUGGUGUCACUUACCGUUUUCCUUUUGGUCAUUGAAGAGAUCAUCCCGUCCUCUUCGAAGGCAAUCCCUCUCAUCGGGGAGUACUUGGUUUUUACCAUGAUAUUUGUCACACUCUCCAUUGUCAUCACUGUUUUCGCCAUUAACAUCCACCAUCGCUCUUCUUCCACACAUACUAACAUGGCACCAUGGGUGAGAAGAAUUUUCCUACAUCGGCUACCUAAACUGCUGUGCAUGCGCAGCCAUGUGGACCGUUACGCAACAGCUGGAGUGGCCGGAGCAGGAAGAACCGAAGGAGCAAGAAGGAUGCAGGAGCCAGGACCCGAGUUCAGACCACCCCUCUUCACCCAGCACAACCUCCAAGCAGCUUUGGAGUCUAUUCGCUACAUAACCAUGCAUGUAGUUAAAGAAAAUCAAGUCCGAGAGGUGGUGCAGGACUGGAAGUUUGUUGCCCAGGUCCUGGAUCGAAUGUUUUUGUGGGCUUUCCUUCUGGUGUCCGUUCUUGGUUCUGCUUUACUUUUCAUUCCAGUUAUUUACAAAUGGGCUAGCAUCAUUGUUCCUACCAAUCUUGGAAGUACUCUCUGAAAAUCCUGCAAACAAAUCAGUUCAUUUAACAACGACUAAAAGAAAAGCACAUUAGCUGCUCUUCAAGGCCAUCUUUGGACGGCUGAAAAAAUGAGUUUAUGAGAAAAACAGUCAGAUAGCAUGAUUUUUUUUUUUUUUAAUGGGUAUUAACAGCCAGUUUGUGAGAUGAUACAGUGCUAGAAAUCUUGUUGUAAUUUUAAAGACUUUAGCUGAGUGAGGAUCCACACAACAUUUUCCGAGCCCACUUUUUAAACUGAUCCCUUGCAGCUUUCAUUGUGCAGUUGGCCAGAAAAUGCAACAAAAUGAAUACUCAAGGUGGAAAACAUGCAUGCUAAGUACUGUUGGGUUGUCAGUGGGGCGUCGAUAAACUACACACUUCCAUCAAACAUUGCACAAUAUGCAGGAGAGGCUUAUAUUUUGAAACCUGGGAAGUAACAGUUGGCAACAAAAAAAAAAAAAGGAAAUGGUUACAGAAAACAAU
This is a messenger RNA of Nematolebias whitei (Rio pearlfish), 1909 nucleotides long. It is a transcript of the gene chrna5, whose product is annotated as cholinergic receptor, nicotinic, alpha 5. The transcript is spliced from 7 exons. The record is from RefSeq and is a predicted model, not a curated record. Gene Ontology annotation, cellular component: synapse; postsynaptic membrane; neuron projection. Gene Ontology annotation, molecular function: acetylcholine-gated monoatomic cation-selective channel activity; transmembrane signaling receptor activity. Gene Ontology annotation, biological process: chemical synaptic transmission; monoatomic ion transmembrane transport; signal transduction. Lineage: Eukaryota; Metazoa; Chordata; Actinopteri; Cyprinodontiformes; Rivulidae. Bases 1 to 1428 code for a protein of 475 amino acids.